UCCGCGUUACACCCAGUAGUAGCCUUAUAUGCUGCACCGUGUACAACAGAUACAUUUUCCAAUUUCAUCUUGGCUACAUCGGACGUCCACCUCACCAUUUUAUCCAAGCAAGGUUCACACGUUGAUACAGUUGUGGUGCUGAAGUAAGGAUCACACCUCGAUGCGGUAUUGGUGCUCAAGAAGGCACUGUGGAAACCAUCCGAGGUAUUUGGAAACCAAAGUGACAGCUCCGCGCACAGACCCAGGAGAAGGAAACAAGAUGCCGAAAGCUGUCAAUGUUCGCGUCACCACCAUGGACGCUGAGCUGGAGUUUGCCGUUCAGCCCAGCACCACUGGCAAACAGCUCUUUGACCAGGUAGUAAAGACCAUUGGCUUGAGGGAAGUCUGGUACUUUGGCCUUCAGUAUAUGGACGGCAAAGGAUACCUCACCUGGCUGAAGCUUGACAAAAAGGUGUCGUCCCAGGAUGUGAAGAAGGAGAACCCGCUGCAGUUCAAGUUCCGCGCCAAGUUCUUCCCCGAGGACGUUUCUGAGGAGCUGAUCCAGGACAUCACCCAGAAGUUGUUUUUCCUGCAGGUGAAGGAGGGCAUCCUGAGCGACGAGGUCUACUGCCCCCCAGAGACCGCCGUGCUGCUGGCCUCCUACUCCGUCCAGGCCAAGUUCGGAGACUUCACCCGGGACCUCCACCGUCCCGGCUACCUCACCUCAGACCGCCUGCUGCCCCAGCGUGUUCUGGAGCAGCACAAGUUGUCCAGGGAGCAGUGGGAGGAGAGGAUCCAGGUGUGGCAUGAGGAACACCGUGGAAUGCUCAAAGAGGAUGCCAUGCUGGAGUACCUGAAGAUCGCCCAGGACCUGGAGAUGUACGGCGUCAACUACUUUGACAUCAAAAACAAGAAGGGAACCGAGCUGUGGCUGGGUGUGGACGCCCUUGGACUCAACAUCUACGAGAAGGAAGACAAACUGACCCCAAAGAUUGGCUUCCCCUGGAGUGAGAUCAGAAACAUCUCCUUCAACGACAAGAAGUUCAUCAUCAAGCCCAUCGACAAGAAGGCCCCGGACUUUGUGUUCUACGCCCCUCGCCUGCGCAUCAACAAGCGCAUCCUGCAGCUGUGCAUGGGCAACCACGAGCUGUACAUGCGCCGCCGCAAGCCCGACACCAUCGAGGUGCAGCAGAUGAAGGCCCAGGCCCGCGAGGACAAACACCAGAAACAGUUGGAGAGGGCCCAGCUGGAGAACGAGAAGAAGAAGAGGGAGGCCAUCGAGAAAGAGAAGGAGCAGAUGGAGAGAGAGAAGCAGGAGCUGAUGAUGAGGCUCUACCAGUUCGAGGAGAAGACCAAGAGGGCAGAGAAAGACCUUCAGGAGCAGAUGCAACGUGCCAUGCAGCUGGAGGUGGAGAGGAGGAUGGCGGAGGACGAGGCAGCCCGCCUUGAGUCUGAGCGUCAGGCCGCCCUGCUGGCCAAGGAGGAGCUGGCCCGCCACGCCCAGGACCAGAUGCACAACCAGGAGCAGCUGGCAGCGGAGCUGGCCGAGCACACGGCUAAGAUCGCCCUGCUGGAGGAGGCCAAGAGACGCAAGGAGGAAGAGGCCGACACAUGGCAGCACAGGGCUCAGGAGGCCCAGGACGACCUGCUGAAGACCAAGGAGGAGCUGCACAUGGUGAUGACGGCUCCCCCUCCGCUGCCCCCUCCCCCCAUGUUUGUGGAGGUGCCCAUGUUUGUGGACAACCACGAGGUGAUGACUAUGGCGGAGGAGCAGAACGACCACGACAGUGAAGAGAACAACAGCACCUACAGCGCCGACCUGCAGAACGAGGGCUUCAACGACCACCGCUUGGAGGAGGAGCGUCUCACUGAGGCCGAGAAGAACGAGCGCGUGCAGAAACAGCUUAUGGCCCUGAGCUCGGAGCUGGCCCAGGCGCGUGACGACACUAAGCAUACCCAGAACGACCUGCUCCACACAGAGAAUGUGCGCGCCGGCCGGGACAAGUACAAGACCCUGCGGCAGAUCCGAUCAGGCAACACCAAGCAGAGAAUCGACGAGUUUGAAGCCUUAUAAGAGGGCCCUUUUCCCUAGGCCACGAGGGCCUCACAGCCACAUACCCUUUCUGAAUAGUGUCUGAACUAAUCCCUCCACUGCUACACGCACACGCAGACACACACACACACAUGCAGACACAGAGACAGACACACAUGUACGUGAGUGCACAAACAUUUGACAUUUUAGUCAUUUUAGCAGACGCCCUUAUCCAGAGCGACUUACAUUAGUGAAUUCAUCACACCUACAAGAGCAGUAUAAAGAGUGAGUGACACACAUCUGCAUCGCCACUUUUACUACAGUAGUUACUCCUUAGCUCCCUAACUUCUUUAAUAAACUGUCAGGCAGGGGGGGGCUUUUCAAAGUCUUGUAAGAGAACUUACUAGUGCCAAAUCUUCUUUCCUUUUAGCAUAACAAAUCUUCUUUGUGUUUUGAUUGUAUGUAAUUUGAUGCGAUCAAAUCAAUCACCAUUGUUUUUAACCAAAGGUGCGAUGAUGAGUAGUGGGACUAAACCCUCGCUUUUGAUGUUUCUUAAAUGCUGUGGAAUGUUGAAAAAGGGCAAUAUGUUGUUUUUCAAAGGGACCACUCAGAAAGGGGAAAAUACAGUAUAAUGAAACUUUUCCUCUUACUCUCAGAAAAGUGUACUAUGUUCUGUUUUUCCAUUAUAUUUUGAACACUUCAUUUAUGUUUAAUAUUGGUAUACAGUAGCUUGCAAAUCAUGAAUAGUUAAAUAUUUAUACAGUAUAUGGAUCAUUUAAUCUUGGUUUGUAUAUUUUUGCUAUUCUAAUGAUCAUGAGAACAUUUUAUAUGUAUCAAAGGUUCUAUAUCGACCAAAAUAAUUGUUUCAUAAGGUUUUCUUUUAGAUCAUUAAAUUAAAGAGAUUUAUUUGUAUAUUAUAACUUUUUUUCUUAAAUGGCUGCAUUGGACAUUUUUUUAAAUCUCUAUCAAAUUAUUUCUGGGUAUCAAUUGACUGUUUUAAAUUAAUAUGGUCAAAAAUAGCUUCAAAGAUCAAUUUCUCAAGCAACAAUUUUGCUAGGACUGUCUGGGAGUGGUCUGAGUGGAGACCGAAAACCAGCUUUUGGUUUGGAACUCUUUCUUAUUGGUCUAUUAACUCAUUUACUGCAUGGUGAUGUCACCAUGGAAAGGCCAAAGCUCCAUCCCACCAAAAUAGGCUGACAUUUCAGAUGGUCUUUUCAAACUGCUUUCACACUAAAAGGGUAUUAUCAUUUUCGCAGUAUUAUUCCAACCUCUGUGGAAAUAUAUAUUUAAAACACAGGGAAAUCACUUUUGACUGCACUGGGCCUUUAAUUAAAUAUUCUGUUGCAUGUCAUCAAAUCAGGAUAAGGAGAUCCUAUAGGACCUUUAUAUUUUUGCCAUGCAGUUCACGGUAGCUAGCAGAAUUUCCGAGGCAUAGAUGCAUAUUCUCCAGGAGCACUGUGCUUAUACAAAAACAUUUACGUUGAUCAUUUUUUCCCUUUGUUCCCAAUCACGUCACUCUUAAGUGAGGAUGACAUGUUUUUAGUCAGUAUGUUAUGACAUCACCCAAAACUGGUUGAAACAAUGUCAUUACAACCAGAAACUAGUUGAAAUUAAGUUAUGACAUUUCAACCAGUUCAGCACAUGCUGGUAGUUGUAACCCCACUAGAGGCUUAAGUCCCAUCUCGCCAUUGACUCUCCUUUCUCUGGAUGUGUACUAGACUAGUUUUUACUGACCUUGUAACCGAUGACGAUGCACAGUCCUUUAUUUAAACUGGAUUUUAUAACGAGGUGUUCAACAUAUUGGCAAUAAAGAUUAUGAUUACAGCUUCGAA
Oncorhynchus nerka (sockeye salmon) is the source of this 3843-nucleotide messenger RNA. Its product is annotated as ezrin-like. NCBI's taxonomy places the organism in Eukaryota, Metazoa, Chordata, Actinopteri, Salmoniformes, Salmonidae. The coding region runs from base 161 to 2053 and encodes 630 amino acids. The record is from RefSeq and is a predicted model, not a curated record. Gene Ontology annotation, molecular function: cell adhesion molecule binding; actin binding. Gene Ontology annotation, biological process: positive regulation of early endosome to late endosome transport; regulation of cell shape; regulation of organelle assembly. Gene Ontology annotation, cellular component: plasma membrane; filopodium; adherens junction. The transcript is spliced from 15 exons.